AUGGCUGAGCAACCCCCACCAUUGGUUGCAAGGCCACCACCUCCGUUCACUCAAAUAUUGCAGAAAGUCAAGGAUAAUGCCGCGUAUAAAAAAUUUCUUGAUAUUUUAAAGCAGGUGCAGAUUAAUAUCCCAUUGGUUGACAUCUUACAAGAAGUACCCAAAUAUGCAAAGUACAUCAAGGACAUAGUGGCAAAUAAAAGGAGGCUGACCGUGUUCAAAACUGUGGCACUCACUGAGGAGUGCAAUUCAAGAAUUCAAGGCAAGUUACCUCAGAAAUUGAAGGAUCCAGGUAGUUUCACUAUCCAAAUCUCGAUUGGUAAACAUGCUGUUGGGCGAGCUUUGUGUGAUCUUGGAGAAGGCAUCAAUUUGAUGCCGCUAUCUGUGUUUAGACAGUUGGGUUUGGGUGAGCCACGCCCAAGAACAGUUAUCUUACAAUUGGCUGAUCGCUCCCUUACUCAUCCUGAAGGAGUGAUUAAAGAUGUGUUAGUUCAAGUGGGUUCUUUCAUAUUCCCUGCUGAUUUCAUUAUCUUGGAUUACAAGCCUGAUCAGGAAGUCCCAUUUAUUUUAGGGCGUCCAUUCUUAGUCACGGACUGA
Messenger RNA from Nicotiana attenuata, 594 nucleotides. RefSeq lists its product as uncharacterized. NCBI's taxonomy places the organism in Eukaryota, Viridiplantae, Streptophyta, Magnoliopsida, Solanales, Solanaceae. The transcript has a single exon. The record is from RefSeq and is a predicted model, not a curated record. Bases 1 to 594 code for a protein of 197 amino acids.